Chaetomium strumarium is the source of this 693-nucleotide messenger RNA. RefSeq lists its product as uncharacterized. The coding region runs from base 1 to 693 and encodes 230 amino acids. The transcript has 6 exons. The record is from RefSeq and is a predicted model, not a curated record. NCBI's taxonomy places the organism in Eukaryota, Fungi, Ascomycota, Sordariomycetes, Sordariales, Chaetomiaceae.
AUGAUAAAGAAGUCUAAACAGAGCUUGAAAGCCAAACGCGAACGCCGAUCGAGCAUUGAGAUUGAGAGUGACAGCACCAUUACGACAGAAGACUAUGCGGGGGCUUUUGCUGACUUUGGCGACUCCGUUAGUAUGGGCGACAGCGUCUUUCAAGGGGAUGACGAAGAGAGCAUGGCACUCAUUUCUGCUGCCUCCUCCGACGACUUCGACCUCGACCGCAUCAAACCUCUCCUCAAGUCAGCCACUACCGACGAUGAUGAUGCCCUCAACUGGAAAGAAGUCUACAAGGCGGUGACCGGCUACGCUGUUCUUCAGCAAGAACCGGAGGACUUCUUAUCGGCGGCAAUACUUUGUCGUGAAAGUCGACAUCGCAGAGCUUUCAAGACGCGAUGCACAUUGUCCAGCUGGCCGGGCUCCCUAGACCAAUGCCGCCGCUCCAAUCCCGCCGGAUCCAAGCACAACAAGGCGGGCAGGGGAGUCACGCGGCUCCUCAACCUCCCGAGCAUGAGCAUGUCGACACCGGUGAAGUGCUACUCGUCCGGAGGCAGUCUGGAGAGGCAAGAGGUCUACGAGCGGAUCAAGCAGCUCUUAUCUGGUUUUGACAAGGUCAACGACCUAGCCAACGAGGCUGACCGCAAAAAUGAUGCUGCACCUUUGUUGAAUCUGACCCGCAGCCUGCUUAUUUCCCCUUGA